GUACCGAGGUUGAGGCGGGCGGUUGGAACCGGCGGGCUCACUUCUUUCACUGGUCCCGCCGGCUAUGACGAUCACCUACAGCUGCGUUGCUAAUGGCCGAGCGGUCCUAGCGGAGCUGGCUUUGGCCGGCGGCUCCUACCAGGAAGCAGCAGCAAAAGUGCUUAGCCUAGUACUUCGUAGAGCCAGACCAAUGACGAUACAGCAAAUGGGAAGCUAUGUCUACCACACUCUCCUUAUUGAUGGAAUCACUUACUUAUGUGCUACAGACAAUGCUUCAGAUAUGGGGUCGCCGUCUGCAUUUCUUAGAGAAGUUAGUGAUACUUUUACAAGAAAUCCUUUGAUGUCACAAGAGCAUUUUUCUCCUUCAAAUGCAGUUGCUGCAGACUUUCAACAAGUAUUAGGACAGUAUAUGAUGAAAUACAAUAAUAAUCAAGUUGACAGCAUGAUUUCCAUAAGGAGUCAAGUGAAUGAUAUAAAAAAUGAUCUGAUCCAAAAUACUGAUAUAAUUUUGGAAAAAGAAGACAGAUUAAAUGCUUUUCUUGAUGAAACAAAUGAUCUCUCAACAACUGUCAAAGAAUUCCAAAAAACAACAGACAUCCCUAGGAGGAUACGGUGGGAAUACUUCACGAAGAUCAUAAUUAUCACAAUGACAAUUCUCCUUUCAAUUAUGAUCAUUCUUUUAAGUACAAAUGUAAUACCACCCUGACCCCCUCCCA
Molecule: messenger RNA, 716 nt
Organism: Octodon degus (degu)
Lineage: Eukaryota; Metazoa; Chordata; Mammalia; Rodentia; Octodontidae
Product: vesicle-associated membrane protein 714-like
Exons: 6
Coding region: 65-706 (213 amino acids)
Biological process (GO): exocytosis; vesicle fusion
Cellular component (GO): SNARE complex; membrane
Molecular function (GO): SNARE binding; SNAP receptor activity
Source: RefSeq, a predicted model, not a curated record